UUGACGCACACAUUUCGCCUCAUAUUCCUCCUGACACGAAACGCAGCUCCGCGGAUCAGGCGUCGCGUCACUAACUCAAAAGGUGCUCAAGGUUCCCGCUCAGAACAUCGGUCCAGGGGGGGCACUACCGUAGGUUAACCGUUGGUGCUCACUAUGCCUUUUUGAAGGGGUACCAUUGUGACUGGCUUAAAGAGUAAGUUACAAGAUAUAUUCUUUUUUUUCUGGAUUUCUAUUCGUGAAGUGAGGAAGAUGUUUUCGUCCACGGGUAAACGCUGUUUUACGAUAGAAUCCUUGGUGGCCAAAGAAAACCCUCUAACUACGGAAGAUCCCAUCCGACCGACGGCUUUGACUUAUUCCAACCCCACUGACGGUUUCAUGAACGGGUACCAGAGUCCCACCGGCAGGUCUCUGUAUCAGAACCCGGAGCUGGUGUUCCCUGAGUCAGUCAACCACCCAGGGCUGACCAUGAACCCCCACCAGCUAGGAGGGGGCCACCUACAACACCCUGCACACUUCUUUGGGACGCAACACCGAGACCCUCUUAACUUCUACCCAUGGGUUUUACGGAAUAGAUUCUUCGGACACAGAUUUCAAGGAAAUGAUGUUUCCCAAGAUAGCAUGCUCCUUCACGGCCCGUUCGCCCGGAAACCCAAGCGGAUCCGCACCGCCUUCUCCCCGUCGCAGCUCCUGCGGCUUGAACGGGCCUUCGAGAAGAAUCAUUACGUAGUAGGAGCGGAGAGGAAACAGCUGGCCAACAGUCUCAGUCUCUCUGAAACACAGGUGAAGGUGUGGUUCCAGAACAGGAGGACUAAAUACAAGAGACAGAAGCUGGAGGAGGAGGGGCCUGACUGUCAUCAGAAGAAGAAAGGAAGUCACCACAUCAACAGAUGGAGGCUUGCCACCAAGCAGGGCAGCUCAGAGGACAUUGAUGUCACCUCUGAGGACUGAGAAUACCCCCCCCCCUCUCCCCCCUAUGUCCCCUUCCUCCUCCUCCCCUGGCUCCCUCCUCCCCCGGCCUCCUACUCCCAUGGCCUCCUACACCCUUCUACCCUCCUACUCCCCUGCCCCCCCCCACACAUUCCCUGGUCUCCUACCCUCCUACACCCUCAUUCCCUCCUACACCCUCAUAACCUCCUACACCCUCAUACCCUCCUACACCCUCAUACCCUGUGUCCCCUUUCUGAGGACCAAAGUCAAGACCCUAUUUAUUAUGUCAAGUUACGAAGUAUAAUGACAUGUUACAAGAAGAAAAAUACCCCCCCCCCCUAAAGGACUAAAAGUAUUUGAUAAGUUUCUUCAACAACAGCAAGAGAGGAGUGUUGUGAGUCGACGGUCGAUGAUGCAGAGAAAAAACAGAUUUUAUGGCACUUGACUUGUAUCGGUGGUGUUCCAUCUUGCAUCAUUAUACGGCUUCUCUGAUCUCAUAAUGUCUCAUCUAUCUAAUGCUCUUCGGUGCAUGACUUACAACAGCCGGAGCUGAGAAUGGUUUUUGUUUGUGUUUUUAAUUUGACAUAAUGUAAGGAUAUUAUUACAUGAUAGGUCGUUCACACUAAAGGCUGCUCGUGUUGUUCUGCAUUUUAAGGAAACAUAUACAAACAUAUACAAUUCUAAGAUAAUUUUUUUCUUCAGUUUCAUAACCGGGCCACGGUUCAGUUGUUGAACGUUGCAGAUAGAAAUGCCAUGAACAGAACCGACAUGUUUGUUCUACAGAGCAUAUUUCUACGUGAACGUUCCUGCUGAACACGUCUCUGGUGUGCGUACAACACAGGUAUCCACACGUUCACGACUCACUGUCGGGGGACUGCAGUAUGGAUGAGGAUUAAGGGCAUCAGGACUCAAUGCUGGCUAGGGUAGAAUAGGAUCAAUCUUACGGUAGACUCUUGUCAUUACUGGAAUGUUUACCGACACACAUAUUGACAUCAAUUUAAAUAUCACACAUAUAAAAAUGUAACAAUAAAAUGUAACAAUAAAUAAAGAUGUUUUAGA
Molecule: messenger RNA, 1986 nt
Organism: Oncorhynchus masou masou (cherry salmon)
Lineage: Eukaryota; Metazoa; Chordata; Actinopteri; Salmoniformes; Salmonidae
Product: homeobox protein EMX1
Exons: 3
Coding region: 250-948 (232 amino acids)
Biological process (GO): neuron differentiation; central nervous system development; regulation of transcription by RNA polymerase II
Cellular component (GO): nucleus
Molecular function (GO): RNA polymerase II cis-regulatory region sequence-specific DNA binding; DNA-binding transcription factor activity, RNA polymerase II-specific
Source: RefSeq, a predicted model, not a curated record